Glycine soja is the source of this 3441-nucleotide messenger RNA. Its product is annotated as GTPase ERA-like, chloroplastic. The transcript is spliced from 10 exons. Gene Ontology annotation, biological process: ribosomal small subunit assembly. Gene Ontology annotation, molecular function: GTP binding; ribosomal small subunit binding; rRNA binding. The coding region runs from base 1722 to 2987 and encodes 421 amino acids. The record is from RefSeq and is a predicted model, not a curated record. Lineage: Eukaryota; Viridiplantae; Streptophyta; Magnoliopsida; Fabales; Fabaceae.
CUAAGAUCUUCUCGGAAGCGUGAAGAGUAAAAUUGAAGAAAAAAAAAAAAGAGAAAUGCUAGAUGCAUCUUAGAACACUCCAAACCUGCCUGAAGACUGCUUGAAGACCAAGCUGGCCUGGCAGCCAACAUGUCCAACUCAGGGAAAGAGUUAGAUAAAUAGAAAUGGACGAAAUCCCCUGCUGUAACAAAAAGAUUUUUGUAACCAUAAUAGUUCCUCCUGUAUCAGCACUUGCUCCUAUUCCCGCCACAACUCUUGUUAUCUGUAAACGAGAUCAUCAGAAAAGGAGGAGCCCAAGCACGCUUCGAAUCUCUGAAUUUGCUUAAGGAGACCCUAUUUCGGAAGAUAUUGCCAAACACCUCCCGGUUCCAAUUUUGGAGAUCAUCGGAGAAAGAGAGAAUCCCCUGAUCCCAAUUCGAGCCACGACCCUAAGAGCUUCGCAGAAAACGAUUGAAGUCCUCGUGAGUCAGCCAAGAAGCAAGGAAAUGAAAGGGGAAGACCUUUCCCUAUCCUGAAGAAUCAACAAGAGCCUGUGGUCCGAUUUACAUAGAGGCUUCUGGAACAGCAAAUGCCAUUCAAGGUUCAUAAGCAUCCUAUUCAACCUUUCAGAAAGCCCAACUCGAGUACAAGUAUAUGCAUAUCCAGAUAACCCAACAUCAAUCAGAUUACGAUCAUCCACUCAAACAAGUCUUGGUAAGCUAAAGAAACCGCCAUUGCCGGCGAGGUCUCAAGUAUCAUCUCAAACUUUUUCUCUGCCUACGCCAUAUGGUCAUUAAGAUAAUGGCCCAUUUGCUGCAAUCUUGGUCGUGGUUCAAUGUGUCAAUGAGGAGAAAAAUUACUUGUUGGAUACCCUCUGCUUGAUGCACUUGUUGCUAAAUUUUUUGCCAUAUACCUAAGGUCAGACACACUGAGACCGCAUGGUCAAAUCUGAAGAAAAUAUGUCUAGGGUUUUCAAGAUGGUUGUGGCAGAAAGGGCAAGUUGUUGAAGGGCAUUGAACUCCUUCUGAACGAAGCCCAACUCUGGAAGGAAGACAAAUCUGGUUGAAUCCUCCAAAUAAGAUGCAUGACUUUGGGAGGUAUUUUUAGAGCCCAUAAUUUCUUCCCGUUUCCUUGAACACGCUUUAUUCCUAUUGAACUAUUGAAGAAGAGAGGUUCUAAGAGUAACGAACCUAGUAGGCACCACACCAUUCAAAGCAAAUUUCCAGAUUUGAGCAUCAUCAUCAUCAUUGGUGUUGAAAAGAAGAAUGUUCUGAAUUUGAUGAAUGUCUUUAUUGUUUAGAAUUUGUUGCAUUAUAUCCAUGCAUCAGACCUUGUUUUCAUGAUCAAUAAGAGAAUGAACCUUCUUUUGUUCAAAACCAAGGGGUGUUGGAGAAGAAAUGAAUUGAUUGCUGCUUGAUGUUUAGUCAUGGUUGGUUCCAAAUGUUGAUUUUGUGGAUCAACUUAUAAUCAAAUUGUUCCAAAAUUACCGAUUCACUAAUUUCACGAGUGAUUAUCAAUUGUUCCAAUUGGAUCAAAACAUUGGUCCUAUUUUUUAAAUUAUGCUUUUGGGCAAGACAAAUAUAAUAGUUAGUUGAAUAUUUUUAAAAUUUUGCAUAUUUACGGGUGACAAGUCGACUCCUGAUGCCAACACAAGGAUUUCAUUGAUAAUUAACAAUAAUGAUUUAUUAUCCUAUAACUUGGAUAAAAAAAAGGAGCAGCGCAGCGUAGUAACGGCAUUGGCAAUGGAGAAGCUCGCUUCUUCAACUGCAACUGUUAUUCUUGUUCCCACUCAACACUCUCUCUUCUUCUUCCCCGUUCCCGCCUUCUCCACCUUCCACCGGAACCGCACCGAACCGCUCUCACCGCUCUGUUGCAAAAGCAGACACCGUCGCCUAGAAGCGUUCUCCAACAAACAGGACCAGUUCUGGGUCAGCGAAGAGGAAUUGGAGCUUGAAUUGGAAGAAGGAGAAGAUUCGUAUUUGGACGGUGAUGAUCACGGAGACGACUCAUCGUUCUUAUCUCUCAGUGACAAGCCCGACAGGAACAUGGCCCUGCUCGAUCAUUACGAGGGCGAGGAGCUCGACUUUGAAUUCGGUCCCGACCACCGAAGCGGGUAUGUAACGUUACUUGGGAAGCCAAACGUUGGGAAGAGUACACUGGCAAACCAAAUGCUUGGCCAAAAGUUGUCAAUAGUUACAGAUAAACCUCAAACAACAAGGCAUCGGAUUCUGUGUAUAUGUUCUGGCGACGAUUAUCAGAUGAUACUUUAUGACACACCUGGUGUACUACAGAAGGAAAUGCAUAAGUUAGACUCAAUGAUGAUGAAAAAUGUUCGCAGUGCGGCAGUUAAUGCUGACUGUGUAUUGGUUCUUGUUGAUGCUCGUAAAGCUCCUGAAAAAAUUGAUGGACUGUUGGAAGAAGGCAUAGGAGACCUCAAAGAUAAACCUCCCACUCUACUGAUUCUAAACAAGAAGGACCUUGUUAAACCUGGUGAACUUGCAAAGAAACUUGAGUGGUAUGAGAAAUUAACUGAUGUUGAUGAGGUUAUACCAGUAAGUGCCAAAUAUGGUCAGGGGGUUGAAGAUGUAAAGGACUGGAUACUGUCAAAGCUUCCCAAUGGACCAGCUUAUUAUCCAAAGGAUAUUGUCAGUGAGCAUCCAGAAAGAUUUUUUGUAGCUGAAAUUGUUAGAGAAAAGAUUUUUAUGCAGUAUCGAAAUGAAAUUCCAUAUGCAUGUCAGGUAAAUGUUGUAAACUAUAAAGCUCGGCCAAAUGCAAAAGAAUACAUACAAGUAGAGAUUUUGGUUGAGAAAAACUCACAGAAGAUUAUCCUUAUUGGAAGAGAAGGAAAGGCUUUGAAACUGCUUGCAACAGCUGCCCGCCUUGACGUUGAAGACUUCUUACAGAAGAAAGUUUAUCUUGAGAUUGAAGUGAAGGUUAGAGCAAAUUGGCGACAAGAUGAAGGGCUUCUUAAUCACUAUGGUUAUGGGGGUCAGAUACGUGUUAUAUAAUGAGAAGAUGCCAAACAAAAAACAAAUAUUAUCAGACAUCUAGUAUAAUAUAUAUUUGUGCAGGACAGCAUCAGGGUUAACAUGACUGGACGAUGCUGCUGAGUUGGAUACUACACUAUGCGCAACUGCUGCUGCAGAGCAUGGGUCCUUUCCUAGAGCUCUGAGUUAUGCUGCUUCUGGAUUCGAUACUAAACAGAGAUUGCAUAACAAGGAAGUAGCAGAGAAGCGGAAAAAUCAACCAUCUGAAUCCCCCUUUUCUAAUCCAAUUGUUUUCAUUACCUAUGUUGGUCCUUUUUCCAUGAUGUAUGUAAUUUUCCAUUAAAUUAUUUUAAGGUUUUCUUUUACAUUGUUUUUGGUUGGGGGCCGGGGGGAAACAAAUCUUAUUUGAACUUUAUAUUGAAGAAAUUAAGUUUUGAUCCUACCAUAAGAUUGUUAGUUAAUGAUUUGCGAGGUA